This is a messenger RNA of Quercus lobata, 830 nucleotides long. RefSeq lists its product as uncharacterized. The transcript has 3 exons. Lineage: Eukaryota; Viridiplantae; Streptophyta; Magnoliopsida; Fagales; Fagaceae. Bases 145 to 627 code for a protein of 160 amino acids. The record is from RefSeq and is a predicted model, not a curated record.
UCCCAAGGGAUAUACCAUUUUGCUACGUGGAAGAAAGAGCUUAGGCUUGUGCCAAAUAUGCCUGAUUCCAAUAGAAAUUGGAAGGGCAGGUAUUUCUUCAUUUAGGGAACAGAUUGGGUAUGUUGUUCAGAGGAGUGGGUUACAAUGCCUUAUUGCUUCGACAAUACUUGGGGUAUUGUCAAAGACUCAGCUAGUGUUCAUCCACGUAUAUCUAACGAGCAUGAGGCUUUUAUUCGUCGGGUUCUUGAGAUUCCAUUCAAGGAACAAAAGUGCAGGGACCUGAUCACUCUAGAUACCCUGCAUGCCUAUUGUGGUGAUCCAGAGCCGACGCCUGCAGCAUGUAGAUUGAAUAAGAUGGAGGCUGCUAGACAGAGAGCGUUGGUAAGGGUGUCAACCACAACGUGUAAAAAGGAGGAGAAGGAGAAGGGGAAGGAGGGAGCGUCCUCGUCGGCCCCUAAAGUCGUCGAGAAAGGGGCGCCCAAGAAAAAAACUGAAAGGAAGGAUGACUGUCACCUUAAGAAAGGAACGGUCACUCCUGGUGACAAACAGCCCAAAACGUUGUCACCCUCGAAGCCAAGUCAUGGAGCUGGCAAAGGAUUAAUGACAGCGACGGGACCUGUCACCUAGGGAACUCGUCGUCUCCUUAUGCAUAAUGGGUAUGCUAUCGAGAUGGUUGAGUCAAUCAUCAAGGAGACAGACUUGGACCCCUGUGUCGAGUAGGAGACGGAGGAUUUGGGGGCAUUGGGUCUUUUUGACCUCUCUAGGGUAUUUUCUUUUUCCUGACUCUUUUAUUUUGUUGUGUAUUUGUCAGCUAACGGUUGUAAUUCAUU